AUGCCGGAGCUGAAAUCGCGUCCAAACUCUGUUUGCGUUUUACCUUUAUACCGUGUCAAGACAGAUAUAAAUGCUCUUCCUACACGAGUUUCUAGAGCACUUCAGCACACACAAGAUCACAAAGGAUACAUCUUUACAAGAACAACACAAACAAAGUUAUCUGCCACUUAUCUGAGGACGACGCAAACGCCGUUUAAAACUUCAUUAUCAGAGAGGAACUAUCGCGUUGCUAGUGCAUCAGUGUUGACCCCAAGAGGGGUUUCGACGGGAACUCAUUCUCUCGGAAUGUCGACCAAAGAUGGCACAACAAGUAUGUCUACAUUGCACAGUCAAACCACAGACAGCGGAAGUAUUUCACUUGUUCCUGGCGUUUUUCAACGAAAGAAACCAAAACCGAGAAUUUUUGUCCGUUAUCGUCAAUUAUCUUCUGAAGAACGAGUGUUACACUGGCUUUACACGUCAUGUACUCAUCCUUUAAGGACGUUACCCUUGCUGUGA
This is a messenger RNA of Porites lobata, 498 nucleotides long. Lineage: Eukaryota; Metazoa; Cnidaria; Anthozoa; Scleractinia; Poritidae. The record is from the annotation of a GenBank genome assembly.